Molecule: messenger RNA, 5825 nt
Organism: Myxocyprinus asiaticus (Chinese sucker)
Lineage: Eukaryota; Metazoa; Chordata; Actinopteri; Cypriniformes; Catostomidae
Product: transmembrane protein 178B-like
Exons: 5
Coding region: 453-1337 (294 amino acids)
Cellular component (GO): membrane
Source: RefSeq, a predicted model, not a curated record
UAUGCUGCGUCGUUGAACGGUUUGAUAACCAGACCAUUUUCAAAUGCAGGAUUAUUUUGCAGCGCAUCCUGAAUAGCGUAACAUAGGUUUCAGUGACUGCAAACGUAACAUGGGCUGGGGAUGCUUUUUUGGCAGUGGAGUGCAGCUGUUUUUUUAAGCUUUAAUUGGGCUUGGUUCCGGUGAGCGAAGAUUGGACUGAAUUCGUUCACUCGUAUUACAUGGGAAGCGCUACGGAUGGACGUUGAGUUGGGAGUUAAAUAAGGCUUAAAAUUAUUAAUUUUUUCGUCAAAUAAGCACAGAGUGGCCUCAACUCGAGCUCUCAAAUACAAACGAAUUCCGCUGCACCGCUUGAUAUUCAUUCUCUCUGUCCGCGUGCCCGGCGGGAUGCGGGUGCACGUCCAGGAGCUGUCCGAGCUGUUGUGGUGCUGAUGCGUCUCUGAGCGCACGCGAGCAUGGCUGCCGGGAAGUUGCUGCUCUACGCCGGUCUAUCUCUCUCCCUCUGCGCGCUUGGAAUGCUGGCCGUGGCUAUCUGCUCCGACCACUGGUACGAGACGGACGCGCGGAGGUACCGGGAGCGGUGCCGAAGUUUCUCCAGUCGCCGGAAGGACCCGGGAUUUAUUUACAUCCCCAACAACAGUCUCCCUCUGCGCGCGAGCCGCUCACGCCUAGACCGCUGGGAGGAGAAGCUGCUGCUGGCGCGGAACAGACGGCAGCUGUUCGCCAUGAGCGCCGCCGAUGAGUGCAGCAGGCAGUAUAACUCCACCAACAUGGGGCUGUGGAGAAAAUGCCAUCGCCUGGGAUUUGAUCAAGACAUCGAGGACCUCAUUCGCAAAGGGUCGAUUGAAAGAUGCUCCUAUAUCAAGUACCACUACUCCUCGGCCACAAUACCCAAGAAUCUCUCCUACAACAUCACUAAGACCAUACGUCAGGAUGAGUGGCACUCUUUGCAUCUGCGGAGGAUGACGGCAGGCUUCAUGGGUAUGGCAGUGGCCAUCAUUCUGUUUGGAUGGAUCAUUGGGAUGCUGGGCUGCUGCUGGGAUCGUGGCCUCAUGCAGUAUGUGGCAGGACUGCUCUUCCUCAUGGGCGGCACAUUUUGCAUAAUUUCCUUGUGCACCUGUGUAGCAGGCAUCAACUUCGAGCUGUCCCGUUAUCCACGUUACAUAUACGGUCUCCCAGAUGACAUCAGCCAUGGUUAUGGCUGGUCAAUGUUCUGCGCUUGGGGCGGUUUGGGCCUGUCACUCAUCGCUGGCUUCUUCUGUACACUGGCUCCCUCUGUACAGCCAAUCCCCCGCUCCACGUGCCCCAAGUCCCGUCAAGAAAACGGCACUGUGUGUUAAUCCCCAAACCCUACAUGCAGCUGGACAGUGGGGGAAAUAAACACAUACAAAAAAAUUGCCUAUAAUUGAAGAUUAAAAUCAUGAAUUCAUAUAGAAUCAUUUCUAAUCUCACCAACCAGGCCACAGAUGCCAUUUUAGCCACGUGUGAGUGUCCUGAUCAUUUAAAAGAAAACAAAAAAGACAAAAAUGAAGGAUACAUGGUUCAUUGUAAAGAUUAUGUGGGUGAGCCUUUCUGUUGUUCAGACACUGCACAAGAAAAUUCAAAGUUAAGAUGUUAUGAGCACAAGAACAAGGCAACAUGAAAUGAAGAAACUACUUGCACAUUAUUAAACAACAAAGAGAAAAUAUUGCUCAUUUUGAUGCCAUUAGACACAUGGAUAGAUAUGGACACGUAGACUGAUACCUUGAAAAUGCCAAAUGUCCUCUCUCUGGAGUCAAUGGUAAUUGUGUCUGGAAAGCACUACGUGCAGCUAUAUAACCAGUGUAUGAAGGUCCUGUGCCAAUGUUUUAAGCCCAGGAGCUCUGACAAUUCUGAACCACAAGGACCACAGCAUUCUUUCACGUGAGAGGUCAACAACUUAGAUGUGAUUUGGAUCUGUUGUGUUUGAAUUGUUCAGUUGGGCCCUGAAGACUAUUAAUAUGCCUCUUUGGAUCAGGCUGAAGGAUCUGCUCAAGCGUGAAGGAGCAUCUCUGGAAGAUAUUAGGAAUGGGACAUGCCUGCUCAUGACAUUAUAUUGCUAUUUCUGUACAGCAAAUUGUAAAGAAAAAAAUAAUUCUUAGAAUAUUCCACAAGAGAAAAAAAGGCUAAACCGGGACACAUUUUUGAGCAUUUACUUGUUUUUCCAUUCUUGGUUUUUUAGUCCAAGGUGUCAGAACACGCUUUCCAUUUUAUCAUGUGCAUUUUUGGUUUUCUAGUAAUUACAGUUAUGUGAAUGAGUGAUUAGGGAGCGUGUGUAAAUUCUUUACCCAUUAUUCUCAUUGAUAAACAUGCGUGAGUAUUUUGCAGUCUCCACAGAGAGAUUUUUUAUUUCUUUUUAAACAAGUGUUCUAAUGUAAAAAUAAUGCAAAGAAUAAAAUGAAAACCCUGCCUUGAGGGAAAUCAGGUAGGCUUUUUGUAGAUUCAAGAGGUUCUGGCAAGGAAAUAUGCCAUAUCCUGUUUUAGACAGCUGAACACUUAGUCCCUGUAGACACAACUGACGUAUUAUGCACAGAGACCAAGACAACUCAACAUCGCACUGUUACGGCCUUAAGCUUGUCUGGAAGGAGGCAUUUUUUCCAUUUGAUGGAAACGCAUGCAUACUUUCUUUUGAAAGCAUCGAUGUGCUGACAAAAGAAAUCUUCAUUUGAAUCCAGCUUCCUGCUCUGUUUAACCAGAUGUCUCUUUUGACUCAAAGGGAACUCCCAAAACUGGACGUAGCAUGUAAAUGCCUCUACAUGAGACAGCAGUGAUGCACAAAAAAAGGCACCUCAUUGGUAUCAUGACCUCAGAACGGAGGAUGUGCACUAAUGUUGAGUGAAGCACAAGCUUGAAGAGAUAGCUCAUCCAAAAAUGAAAUUUCUGUCAUCAUUUACUCACCCUCAUUUCGUUCUAAACCUGUAGGACACUCUCUUUAAAGGAACACAAAAGAAGUUUUGAAUAACGUUUACAUUGAUUUUAUCUAUAAAAUGAAAUAAGAUGGGGGUCCAGAGACAAAACUAUAUGCAUAUGCACAUUUAAAAUAUGCACUAUAUUCCAAGUGUUCUGAAGUCACUGGACUGAAAUUUACAUCUUUAUUCACUGCAAAUCAUGCUUGACAGCCGUGGUCACAAUUCGCUUACAUGGAAAAGAGCAGCUUGGGUAUUUUACUUUUGAUUUCCACUAAAGUCAUACAGGUUUCUAAACAUUAGUAAAUGACAGAAUUUUCAUUUUUGGGUCAACUAUUCCUUUAAUACAAUCUCUAAGCCAAUAUGUGACUGAUAACCUCAGAUAAGGGCUCAAGCUUCGAUGCUCACAGUGAUCUGAUAGCAUUAUUUAUCACAUGCUCCCCUGAUCACUAUAGCAUUCAUUUAAUAAAUAAAAGCCUAUUUUAAUAUCCAUUUCACAUGCAAUAAAUAAGUAAACAUCCAGCUAAGCAGCCAUAUUGCAAUGUGAUGCAUGCAUCAAGGGUCACUGGCAAAUCAGUUAUCUCACUCAUUUAACCAUGCCAAUUGUUUUUCAAUAAGGAUAUUAAGAAAUGCCGUAAGACCAGGUUUACAGAUUUCCAGAAGGGGAAAUUUGCCAAAAAGCAUGUACCCGGUCUCUUAUUCCCAACUUUUAAAAAGUUUUCAGACAAACCAUGUCCAAAGACAUGUUGUCAUGUCAUGGAACGUUGUCCUCUGUGAUGUUAAAGAGUACUGUAGGUUGGUAAAUUUCUGGUAUGCAGUUGAUCCAUGUUACAGCCAUGAAUGGACACUUUGAUAUUAAAAAAAAAAACAAAAAAAACAUGAACAUUAAAAUUUGUGGCUUUUAGUCUACAUCUUUGAGGUCAGUUAUAGUGUACUAUUAAAACUGGACAAAAUGAACAGCAGAAAUAUGUAAUUUGAUGGCCUCUCUUCCGGCAAAACUGACCAAACAUUUCAGCACGUGCGUAUACAAUUUGUUGUCAAAUAAAAUGCUUUCAAGAAUGAGAAUGUCCCCUCCUACUGAAUUAUAAAUAUCACCAACCUCCAACUAGCAACGCUAAUGCUUGUUCUUUAUUUCUUUUCACAACAUCAGUUGAUUGUGAAGGAAAUGGCUAGCAUUUAUUCAUUUUGGAAAAUACAUAAUUGCCCUUAUUCAUGGUACAAGUUGUCAGGCACAUUUCAUGGGGUCUUUAAGUGCAAACAUGGCAAUGCAAGCCAGUUGAUGCAACGGUCAAAUUGAACUGGUGACCAAAUGCUAUAAAUUCUCUCCUUCUUACAGUUUUGACUUUGCUUUCAUCAAGUUUGGGUUCUGCAAUCUUUGAGAGAGCACUAAAUGAUUUACUAAUGGUCUUUUGCUAAGGGACAUUGAAGUGAAAGGGAUUUGUUGCAAGGGAUGAUUACUGAUAAUGCAAUUAGCCAUGAAAUACAUGAACUCAUCCAGCCACACUUAUAGAACUCCUGAAGAUUUUUCACAACUCCUAGAAGCAGAAACUGAAGACAAAUCUACCCUGCUGUCACAAAGCAGUCCACAAACUCCACAGUCAAACCCACCCUGAGUAUAGAGUUCUUGAUUACUAUGCGCACACAACAGAAAACACCCCUAUAACAACAAACAAUAACAAUCUGUUUUUUUGCAAUAAGCCAUCUGGCCUUAUAUAAGAUAGUGUUCCUUGACACACUUAGGCAGAAAAUACUAUUACUUCAGUGCACUGAUUAUGCAUCUAGGCGUAGACGUAAAUGGGGUCAGUCGCUGGUGGUGCACAACGUUCACCAUUUCUCACAAAUAAAAAACAAACAAACAAAUCACCAUCCUUCCAUGGUCCUCCUUGAGAUGUAAACUUUAAUCAUUUUUAAACACUUUUAUCUUCAAGUCAUUCCUUACUUCAAAGACUAUAUUUCCACAAGGCAAAGAGCAUUGUUCCAUUACAGAGUAUAAAGAUAUCAAAGAGUGAAUGGCAGAUGCUCGCAUCAGAUGCCAAUAAUAAACAAUUACAGCUUCAUUGACAUCCUUCUCAAACAAAGUGAGGUUUGACAGAAAGCAGGUUGUAAACUGUAAUUCAUAAGCUUUGUAUGGAUCAUUGUAAUGCUAAUGCAAAUAAUUUCAGCCAAAACUUCUUGUAAUGACCGAAAACUAACAAAACAAUUCACCAUCACAUAAUAGCCAUUUUAAUAACUUCUCAAAGUUUGGUAUGUAUGAAUGGGCUCAGGAUUAACAUUUCCUUCAUUGAGACUGGCAAGAAAUUAUAAACACACUCCAUAUGUUCAAUUCAUACAAAUGUGUUUACAUUUCAGCUAACAGUUGUUAGCCUUUGUUGUUGUUGUUUUUUUUAGGGGUGGGUUGGAUUGAAAGUGAAUGGGAAUAUAUUUUCCUCUCUUCAAAUGUAAAAAUAUAAAUGAAAAAAGGUAGCAGAAUCAGUAAAACUGCAACUUUCAUUUGUAUGGGACACUGAAGCCUAAAAGGUUUAUUGAAUCUUUUUAAUCAGUAAUGUGUCUGUUGAGUACCUGAAAAAAAAAAAAAAAAAAAAAAAACCUGUAAAAAUAUUUAAAUAUACAAAAAAAUAAAAUCCUGGAAAAUGUAAAAAAUUGGAAAAUUGGAAUGUAAUAUCAUUACAAAAUAAAAAUCUCAUUGUUGUGUUUACUUGUAUUGCACACUUACCUUUGUGUUGUACUUAACUUUAAUUAGUACAACCACUUAACAUUUAACAUUUUGAUGACACUUUAUUUUAGGGAUCACAAAUUUAAUUGCACUUGUGACUAGUCACAGUGUGUAAUAUUCACACACGUAUUUUAUUAUUAUUAUUUUUUAAAGAUUUAUGCAUUUCAAUUUUAUAACAAAAUUCCAUCAAA